AUGGACUUUCACAUGGGGUCAAGCUCACCUGCAGUUACGCUUUCCGGCUUCGCACAACUGCCACAAGCCAAUCCCCAAGCUACAAUGCAGCUCCCCGCUACUGCUACCUUUCCAGCUGCUUCCAUCGAUAACUUUAAUAACUUUGAUAACUUCAAUUAUCACCAAAAUCCAAAUUAUGCAUCGUACUUCAACAACGAAUUCUUACAAUCGCAAUUGCUGCAGCACCAACUACAGUUACAAGAACAGCAACAAUUACAACAGCAAUUGCAACAACAGCAACAACAGCAGCAGCAGCAGCAGCAGCAGCAGCAGCAGCAGAACUACCAGCAACACCAGUGGAAUCUCAAUGUCGGAGAGGGCCCGCGCAACAUGCGCAAGCGGAAAGCCGAGUCUCAAGACAACGAACGACUAUCCAAGCGACUAAGUCUUCUCAAUCUUGAGCAAAAUGGCCGAAAACUCUACGUCCCCGUCGAGAGCCCACAGUUGCGGCCGACCGAAUCAAACUCGCUAACCCGGAUACCCGAGGACGACUCAAUGCAGCUCGACGACACGAAGCACAAAGUGUACAUCUACAACCUGGACGACGAGUGCUCCGACAGCGGCGGCGAGUCCGACGACGGCCGCCUCGUCUUCCUGCCCGACAUCGAGAAGCACCUCAUGCAGACGCGCAUCCCGCCCUCCGUGUUCGCCAACAAGGACGGCGAGAUCGCCGGCAUGCAGCUGGUGCUCUACAGCGAGCCCACCUCCCUCACCGUGCCCGAGGAGCACGACAGCGUGCGGAAGGCUAUUAUUGAGGCCAGACAGAGGGUCCGGGAGAAGCAGGAGAGGGAGCGCCAGCAGACCGAAUCUAUACUGAAUUCUGGCCCUUCGAAAUCGACGCUGCAGACAGCCACGUCGACCCCGCCCCCGCCCCUGCUCCCGCUUAAUGCGCUGAACGGUUUCGCGAACUCCAAUGGGAUGGCCGCGAGCAAUAACGAUAAUGACGACAAUGACCCAGAUGCGAUGGAGGUGGACUGA
This is a messenger RNA of Hypoxylon fragiforme, 1017 nucleotides long. RefSeq lists its product as uncharacterized. The coding region runs from base 1 to 1017 and encodes 338 amino acids. The record is from RefSeq and is a predicted model, not a curated record. The transcript is spliced from 2 exons. NCBI's taxonomy places the organism in Eukaryota, Fungi, Ascomycota, Sordariomycetes, Xylariales, Hypoxylaceae.